Mesorhabditis belari is the source of this 297-nucleotide messenger RNA. NCBI's taxonomy places the organism in Eukaryota, Metazoa, Nematoda, Chromadorea, Rhabditida, Rhabditidae. The record is from the annotation of a GenBank genome assembly.
AUGGUUUGCGAUAAAUGUAAAACGAAACUGACGAAGCUUAUCGGCGUUGAUCCCUACCGAAACAAGCCCCACAAUAAACCCGUUGGCGUUACCAAAAACAAAGCCACUGGUCUUCAAAAUAAAUGGCUCGGCAGCGAAAAGAAAGCCGGCAUCGUUGGUGUGAAAUGCAAGAUUUGUAAGCAAAGUUUACAUCAGGUGGGAUCGCACUAUUGCCAGAAUUGUGCCUUUCAAAAGGGAAUUUGCGCGAUGUGCGGCAAGAAAAUAACCGAUGUUUCAAUGUCACGGCAAACCGUGGUU